This is a messenger RNA of Lasiodiplodia theobromae, 480 nucleotides long. Its product is annotated as Transcription factor. Bases 1 to 480 code for a protein of 159 amino acids. The record is from RefSeq and is a predicted model, not a curated record. The transcript has 2 exons. Lineage: Eukaryota; Fungi; Ascomycota; Dothideomycetes; Botryosphaeriales; Botryosphaeriaceae.
AUGCGCAUACUCCAGCUGAUCGAAGAGGGCGGCGCGCCGUCGGUGCGCGAGCUGUCGUCGCUGUUCGACGCGCUGGAGCCGAUCGCCCCGGAAGACCUGCUCGGCGACUGGUCCGGCGGUGACUUUUACAGCCCGUCCGAUACGGACGACCCGCGCGCCGAGCCGAAGCCCAUGCACCCGUGCCACGCUAUGCUCGAGAAUUAUCGGUGGGCGGGGAUGGUGGUGAAGAGUGUGGAUGAGGUGUUGCCGGUUAUGAGUUGGACGGAUGAUGGGAAGAGGGUUGUGAGUACUUAUUGGGGGGGUGCGCAGCUCCGCGAACUCAAGUUCAAUGGCGUCGUCUCGACCAGUCUCAUUUUCGACUGCUAUCCAAUCAUCGACCACUUCCGCCGCGUUUCGGAUAACACGCUCAUGGCUCUGCUGGAGGCGAAGGAGAAGAAUUUGAAGGAUGCGGGACCGUAUUACUUUUGGGUUAGGAAGUAA